Brenthis ino (lesser marbled fritillary) is the source of this 1485-nucleotide messenger RNA. Lineage: Eukaryota; Metazoa; Arthropoda; Insecta; Lepidoptera; Nymphalidae. The record is from the annotation of a GenBank genome assembly.
AUGUGGAGUGAGAAUAGUACUAGGGAUAGCAUAGAUAGUGAUGCAAGGUACGAGUGGAGUUUUUUAUUUGUGAUAUUAUUUAUAGUGGCUGGAGGUGUGGGUAAUAUUUUAGUGUGCUUAGCCGUCUGUUUGGAUAAGCGGCUACAAAAUGUGACAAACUAUUUUCUGUUAUCACUGGCGAUUGCUGAUUUACUCGUCAGUUUGUUUGUGAUGCCGAUGGGAGCUAUACCUGGAUUUUUAGGUUACUGGCCGUUGGGUGUUGUUUGGUGCAACGUGUACGUGACGUGUGACGUCCUUGCGUGUUCCGCUAGCAUCAUGCACAUGUGCUUUAUCAGCAUUGGCAGGUACCUUGGUAUCCGCAACCCACUGAAGAGCCGGCAUCAUUCAACCAAACGGGUUGUCGUAAUAAAGAUAGCGCUCGUAUGGCUUCUUAGCAUGUUCGUAUCGAGCUCCAUCACUGUUUUGGGUAUAAUUAAUAAGACGAAUAUAAUGCCGACGCCGGACCUCUGUGUGAUAAACAAUAGAUUGUUUUGGGUUUUUGGGUCCCUUGUAGCAUUCUACAUACCCAUGUUGAUGAUGGUGGUAUCGUUCGCGCUGACUGUCCAACUACUGAAACGGCAAGCAAGGCUGGCAGCAACUCCUGUACCAGGAGGAACUCAAAGAAGGCAAUGUGGCGGUUACGAUAACGGCCCCUUACAAUGUGUGCGAAGGCUAGGAGCUAGAAGCUCUCCUGAUCUCUCACCCAGAACAAAUGUGUCGAGGCAGCUAACUUGGAGAGUCACGUCUACUACACGGACGCAGCGCAACAAAAUCGGCAUGAGCGUCUCUCAUCCACAGCUAAGUUACAUGAAUGGUUGUGGCAACGGUACAGGAUCGGGCCCAUCCAGACGAGGUCGGGACGUAGCAACACAGACCCCACCAAGUAUAGCAGCGGAGACUAGAAGAGCGAGGUUAAAACCUUUGAAGAUAUCACUUGCUGCACCAAAUGCUUUAUCUUUAAGAUUCCUGGCAAACCGCAAAAAGGACCGGUCGAUGUCAGCCAACGCUGUAGCCAACGAACAAAAGGCGACAAAAGUUCUAGGCCUCGUGUUCUUUACGUUUGUGCUGUGCUGGGCGCCGUUCUUUCUUCUUAACAUAUUAUUUGCAUCAUGCCCAGCUUGUAUAGUUCCAGAGCACGUGGUGGAUAUUUGCCUGUGGUUGGGAUACGUGUCUUCAACCAUCAAUCCGAUUAUCUACACCGUAUUCAAUAGAACCUUCAGAGCAGCAUUUCUAAGACUAUUAACAUGUCAUUGUAGCAGGAGAGGGCGUUGCACCCGCUACAGAUCGGUCGGGUCUACUCGUGGGGCAUCACAGUUAUGUGCGCGAUCAGCACUACCCCUAGCAAUAUCGUUGCGGCCAUCAGCCAUGCCUACAACAACACCCACUCAGGAGACUACCGAAACAGUUCUAAUUGAACCACAGUUAAGUGACUUUAAAGUUAGAUAC